ACCACCUUAAAUCAAACAAAUCAUUUCUAUCUCGUCUCUCCUUAACCAAAACUCUUACUACACCGUCAAACAAUGGCAACCCCAUUUACUUGUUUUUGUUCUGCUCCACUUCCAUCAUCAUCUAAUCGGGUCAACCCGAACUCGACCCGACAAAAACCAACAACCGGGUCAUCAUCCUCCUGGUGGACCCCACUCUUUGGCUGGUCCUCCGACCCCGACUAUAUCGAAACCGGGCAGCCAUCCAAGGAGGACACGGUUUCGGGUCAGAAAUCGGAUCAAGAAACGGGUCGGGUCAGAUCCAAGUUCCAACCCGGAUGUUUUACGGAAGAUAAAGCGAAAGAGUUAAGAAAAAUGACGAUUGAGAGUUAUAAUUUCCAUGAUAAAAUGUAUCAUUCUGCAAUUGCAUCUCGUCUUGCUUCGGAUGUUUCGGGUCGGUGACAAGGUCGAGUUAGGUGGUCGGAUUUUGUUGGUCCUUUUUUAUGUUACCAAAUCAAUCUGUCGACUUGAAAAUUGUCUUUUUUUUUUUUUUUUUGGUUUCUAGUUUUUGUGAAAUAAAGAUCUGACGAUAGUUUCAAGCUUUUUGUAAGGGUUGUUGGUCUUUUUUUAUGUUGCCAAAUCAAUCUAUUGUUUUCCUUUUUUUUUGUGUUUUAGUUUUUUGUGAAAUAAAGAUCUGAUAAUAGUUUCGAGGUUUCAGAGGUUUUUGUAAGGGUUGUUGUUUUCGUACUACUAUUUGCUUGACGGAAGCUAAAAGCAAAAAUGUAUGAUCUGAUUUAGAUAUUAUGAUGGUUAUGGAAUGUCGAUUAUUAUUGUUGGUUC
This is a messenger RNA of Lycium ferocissimum, 816 nucleotides long. RefSeq lists its product as uncharacterized. The record is from RefSeq and is a predicted model, not a curated record. The transcript has a single exon. The coding region runs from base 73 to 438 and encodes 121 amino acids. Lineage: Eukaryota; Viridiplantae; Streptophyta; Magnoliopsida; Solanales; Solanaceae.